Penicillium argentinense is the source of this 1539-nucleotide messenger RNA. Its product is annotated as SET domain-containing protein. Bases 1 to 1539 code for a protein of 512 amino acids. The transcript is spliced from 3 exons. Gene Ontology annotation, biological process: peptidyl-lysine monomethylation. Gene Ontology annotation, molecular function: protein-lysine N-methyltransferase activity. The record is from RefSeq and is a predicted model, not a curated record. Lineage: Eukaryota; Fungi; Ascomycota; Eurotiomycetes; Eurotiales; Aspergillaceae. Gene Ontology annotation, cellular component: nucleus.
AUGAGACGGGAAUAUCUUCCGUUGCAGUCCUUACCAGCCUGGGCCAAGCUUAAUGGAAUCGUCACAAAUGGAGUCGCUUUCCAGAAUCUCAGCUCUUCGGAGAACGAUACAGACAAGGGAAAUGCGAUUGUAGCGAUCGAAAACAAGACCAGCGAUGAAAGCGAUUCCCUUCCUCAGGUUCUGCUUCAAAUCCCACCAGAGCUGGUUCUUUCUCUGGAAACUGUGCACGCCCAGUCCAAGUCUGACCAAUGUCUUCGGGAGGUGCUUGAAGCCGUUGGCGACUUCGGUAGAGUAUGUUCCUUCUCCAGUCUCACGGCAUUUAGCAAGACAGUCGCUGACGAUAGCCAGACCGCACGGGGUGCCAUUAUGAUAUUUCUUCUGAUUCAAAUCACACAUUCUAGCCCUGGAGUGAAACGCAUGAUCGGGGUUUCUAACGCUUGGACUGACUACGUCAAAUUCUUUCCGCCCAGUUUCCCGCUGCCGACGUCCUACAGUGGCGAGGAACAGCAACUGCUGAGAGGAACCUCACUUGCAGCUGCUGUGGAGGCCAAAACGUCCUCGCUCGAGCGCGAAUUCUCUCGCCUUCGAGAAUCCACUGAAAAUAUCGAAUGGUGCCAAGAUUGCUGGUGGGGAGAGGGCCUAGACAAGCUCACCGAAGAUGAUUGGAAGUAUGUCGAUGCGGCAUAUCGAUCCCGCAUGGUGGAUUUGCCUGGGAGAGGACAUGCAAUGGUGCCCUGUAUUGAUAUGGCGAACCAUGUCUCGGAACCGGAUGUGAAAGCAUUGUACGAGGCAAAUUCAGAACACAAUGCAGUCUUGCAGCUCCGCUGGGGAAAGUCUCUCCAACCCGGUGAUGAGGUGACGAUAUCGUACGGCGAUGAGAAGCCAGCAUCGGAGAUGGUUUUUUCAUAUGGUUUCCUUGAGAGCAAUAGAGCCGAGGCCAAGCAGGUGCUUUUGGACAUGACGAUGCCAAUGGACGACCCCUUGGGAGACGUCAAGACUAUGUUCUGUCGCGAAGCACCCGGAAUUCGUCUGUCUACUGCCUCUGACAUCAACUCGUCAUCAAAAAUCACCUGGGAGAGCCCUCUUAUCUGGAUGGCGUGUGUGAACGAAGAAGAUGGUCUUCAUAUCCGGGUUGCGCAGACCACCGAUGGAGCAAUGGAGUUGGAAGCCAUUUGGAAGGGCACGAAGCUAGAGUCACCCCAUCAUCUUCGAGAGCUUCUCGUAUCUGAUCCUUCUUGGGACAUUUUCCAACUUCGAGCAGUCGUUCUGUUGCUGGAAAGGAUUGAAACACAACUUGCUCUACUGCAAGAGACGGAAGAUGUGUUGGCAAACCUGCAAGAGAACGAGGCGAUAUUCCAAGCCCUCUUCCGACCUGAUAUCUUCAACCUGGUUGCUCGACUCCGAAGGCUCGAAGCAGAGCUGCUUGAAAAGUCGGUUGCAGACCUCAUGGAACAGAAAACCCAGCUCAUGGAGUCGGACGCUGUGACAGCCUACCUCGCACAGCAAUCGCAAGCAGAUGAGGUGGAUGAUUUUUCAUGA